Megalobrama amblycephala (Wuchang bream) is the source of this 2412-nucleotide messenger RNA. It is a transcript of the gene mdm2, whose product is annotated as MDM2 proto-oncogene. Gene Ontology annotation, biological process: negative regulation of apoptotic process; regulation of cell cycle. The coding region runs from base 445 to 1887 and encodes 480 amino acids. The transcript is spliced from 11 exons. NCBI's taxonomy places the organism in Eukaryota, Metazoa, Chordata, Actinopteri, Cypriniformes, Xenocyprididae. Gene Ontology annotation, cellular component: nucleus. The record is from RefSeq and is a predicted model, not a curated record. Gene Ontology annotation, molecular function: identical protein binding; ubiquitin protein ligase activity.
UUUUAUAACUGAGGCUCUAAUAAUCCAGGCUGGUCAUCGCUUUGGUCCAUACACUGCGUUAUUUCAUCUGUUACUGGGCUGAUAAGCGUCAAAUCCAUGUGCUUAGCCAGCAAUGGGCGGGUGUAGUAAGAAGGGACAUGCCCGGACAUGAUCACACAGACACAGACAGCUCAGCAAAGAUCGUCUACCACCGCUAGGCGUCGGAAGCCAGUCACGCUUUGACUUGUCAUGCCCGAACCCGCCCAGGACUUGAUGAUCGGUGCGGUGGAUUCUAGCCCUGACAUGUCUCUCUGCGUCUAUUUAAACCAUAGACUGGCCUUCAGCCGGCUCCCACUCCUCACUAACCCAGGGCUCAAGCACUUUAUGUACAGGUAGCAGAGUAUAUAUAGAAGACUUUUAGGUAGAAUAGCCAAUUUACCUCUAUUUGCACAGAUAACUACAAAUAUGGCAACAGAGAGUUGUUUAAGCAGUUCUCAAAUCAACAAGGUUGACAAUGAAAAACUGGUAAGACCAAAGGUGCAGUUAAAAAGGCUGUUAGAGGAUGCAGGUGCAGAUAAAGAUGUUUUCACUAUGAAGGAGGUUAUGUUUUAUUUAGGGAAGUAUAUCAUGAGUAAGGAGUUGUAUGACAAGCAGCAGCAACACAUCGUUCACUGCGGAGAGGAUGCUCUCGGUGCGGUUCUCGGAGUGAAAAGUUUCUCCGUCAAAGAGCCCCGAGCCCUCUUUGCAAUGAUCAACAGAAACCUUGUGACAGUAAAAAAUUCAGAAACUCAGUCUACCUUCUCUGAACCCAGGAGUCAAAGUGAACCCGAUCGAGGGCCCGGGGAUACGGAUUCAGACUCUCGCUCAUCUACCUCACAACAGCAGCGCAGGAGGAGGAGAAGCAGUGAUCCUGAGAGUUCUUCAGCUGAAGAUGAGCCUAGGGAACGCAGGAAGAGGCACAAGUCGGACAGCUUUUCCCUGACUUUUGAUGACAGCCUGUCUUGGUGUGUGAUUGGCGGCCUGCACCGGGAGAGGGGGAACAGCGAGUCUUCAGACACACACAGCAACUCUGAUGUAGGUAUCUCUCACAGUGAGGUCAGUGAUGAAAGUGAGGACUCAGACUCUGAUAAUUUCAGUGUGGAGUUUGAAGUGGAAUCUAUCAACUCCGACGCCUACAGUGAGAAUGACGAGGAUUCGCUCCCGGGAGAGAAUGAGGUGUAUGAAGUCACAAUCUUUGCAGAGGAUGAAGACUCGUUCGAUGAGGAUACUGAGAUAACUGAGGCAGACUACUGGAAGUGUGCCGAAUGUGACGAGCUCAACCCUCCUCUUCCUCGCCAUUGCAAAAGCUGCUGGAACGUCCGACCUGAUUGGCUUCCAGAAUCAGACUCCAACAAUGAAAACCCUUCCACUAACACUCAAACCAGCACUGAAGACACCAGCAUCACCACAACUCCCAGCUUGGCCUCGAAUGACAAAAUGCUUCCUUCCAAACCCUCAAGCCCUCUUCCAGAAACAGACGAAGGAGUGGAUGUACCCGACGGCAAGUGCUUGCAAUCUCCCGCUGCCGCCGCCGCCAAAGUAGAACUUCCCUCUUCUGCUACCUCCGGCUGCCUGACCGACUCUCAGACCUCGUCAUCGCAGCCCUCCACUUCGUCCGGUGGGGGCAGCAGUCAGGAAGAGACCCCUGAGCUAGAGCGCUACAACAGCCUGGAGGCCUGCCUGCCCGCCACUUGCCUCGAGCCCUGCGUCAUCUGUCAAAGUCGCCCCAAGAAUGGCUGCAUCGUCCACGGAAGGACUGGACACCUUAUGGCGUGUUACACUUGCGCAAAGAAAUUAAAGAACCGGAACAAGUUGUGUCCGGUGUGCCGAGAGCCCAUUCAGUCAGUCGUGUUGACUUACGUGAGCUGAGGCACUGCAGAUAUACCUCCUCUCCUCUCCUUUCCUCACAUGAAGUUCGGGAGGCUCAUAUGUUGCCUUGUCUUGUAUCAUAGUUCUAAAACAUUUGCGUUCAUAUUCAAUAUUUGUAAUAUUUUUCUUAAUGAUUAAUUAAUUUUAUUUAUGACUACAAGCGAGGUUUCACACACAUGCUGGUUAGCAAACACACACAUUGUUGUUUUUAGGGUUGAGUUUAAGGGCUUAGAAUUAAAAAAAUCUACUUAUGGGCUUGCAGUGAUGCUGUAUACAUUAUCAUCUACUAGAAAUGUUUGUAAUAAUUUAAUUUAUGUACAUGCUGAUGUAUAGGUUUCUCUGAUUUAUGUUAAUUUGAGUUGUUUGCUGCACUGAAAUGUGUUCCUGAGUUGAAGCUCUUGAGACACCCCUUUUAAAUUGUUCCUCCUUUUGAAGGAAAUGCUCUCCUGCAUUGUUUUCUGCUGCAAAAACUCUGUCUUAUUUUUUCCAAGUGAGGCAUAAUAAAUGAUUAUUUCGAGGCUCUUA